Pediculus humanus corporis (human body louse) is the source of this 945-nucleotide messenger RNA. Its product is annotated as ribosome biogenesis protein brix, putative. Gene Ontology annotation, molecular function: rRNA binding. Gene Ontology annotation, cellular component: nucleolus. Bases 1 to 945 code for a protein of 314 amino acids. The record is from RefSeq and is a predicted model, not a curated record. The transcript has 5 exons. Gene Ontology annotation, biological process: rRNA processing; ribosomal large subunit assembly. NCBI's taxonomy places the organism in Eukaryota, Metazoa, Arthropoda, Insecta, Psocodea, Pediculidae.
AUGAAUUACCGCCAAGUACCCGUUAAAUGGAUAAAUAAGCAAAGAGUUCUUGUGGUAGCUCUAAGAGGUGGUACUAAAUUACACAGGCAUUUAAUGGAAGAUAUAAGAAAUUUACUUCCACAUGCUAAAAGAGAUAAUAAAAUUGAAAAGAAAAAUAAUAAUUUAAGUAUAAUUAACGAAAUUGCUGAAAGUAAAAAUUGCAAUAAAUCAAUUUUAUUCGAAACGAGAAGGAAAAAAGAUUUAUAUGUUUGGAUGUCUAAUUGCAGUAGUGGACCAUCUGCAAAAUUUGAAAUUGAAAGCAUAUAUACAAUGUUAGAAUUGAAAUUAACUGGAAAUUGUUUAAAAGCAUCAAGACCACUUUUAUCAUUUGAUGAAAAUUUUUCUAAAGAACCACAUUAUCAACUUCUUAAAGAAUUAUUCGUACAAAUAUUUUCUACACCGAAUCAUCAUCCGAAAAGUCAACCAUUCAUAGAUCAUGUUUUUACAUUUUCAAUACUAGAUAAUAAAAUAUGGUUUAGAAAUUAUCAAAUUUUAUCUGAAGAUGGUGCACUUGCUGAAAUAGGACCAAGAUUUGUUUUAAAUCCUAUAAAAAUAUUUUCUGGAAGUUAUGGGGGUGAAGUUUUAUGGGAUAAUCCUCAUUACAUAUCAACAACAAUGUUUCGUAGAAUGAACAACAAAGCUAAAGGAAAUCGUUAUUUGGAUAGGAAAACACAAAAAGAACAUUAUGAAGAAACAAGACCUGAAAAAACUUACAAUUUAAAUUCAACAUUAAACAUGUUUCAUGGGACUCCAUUAGAGCAAGCACAAGAAAUAAUUAAAAACGAAUCGUCGAAAACGGUUAAAACUUUAAAGAAAAAAACAAAAAUGAAAUUAAAAGAAAAAAAAAACAAAACGAAACAAAAUUUAAAACAAAAAAAAACAAAAAAACAUAAAAUCUCAAAUUGA